This is a messenger RNA of Quercus lobata, 1708 nucleotides long. RefSeq names its product alcohol dehydrogenase B-like. The transcript has 8 exons. The record is from RefSeq and is a predicted model, not a curated record. Bases 35 to 1465 code for a protein of 476 amino acids. NCBI's taxonomy places the organism in Eukaryota, Viridiplantae, Streptophyta, Magnoliopsida, Fagales, Fagaceae. Gene Ontology annotation, molecular function: oxidoreductase activity.
UGAAAAGUACAGACUACUUUGUCUGAUGUGAUGAAUGAGUGAUGAGAGAUGGCCUUCCUCCUAUCAGACAACAUUCAACUCCAUCUUACUUUGCUUUCCUUUACUUUCCCAUCAAACUCCAAUGGCCUUUUCAGUCAUGUUUCGAAGAGUCAUCACUAAGAGUAAGAUCCAGUCCCAGCAUUCUUUGACUUUGAGGCUCUUGAGUGGGAGAGUCUUCAUCCAUAAUACCAUCAUUUCCAACACCAACAACAACAGUAUUGUGGAAAAUGGUGGUAGUGUUAAUUCAUAUCAUUGUUAUUCUUCUCAAGCAAGCUCAGUUGGCGGAGUGGGACUGCCUUCAUACAUGCGUGGAGCCGUGUUUUGGGAACCCAAUAAGCCACUCAUCAUUGAAGAGUUUCACAUGCCUCGUCCAAAGUCCGGAGAAAUUCUCAUCAAAACAAAGGCCUGUGGAGUGUGCCACUCUGAUCUCCAUCUUAUGAAAGGUGAUUUUUCAUCAUAUAUCAGUCCUUGUGUUGUGGGGCAUGAGAUAACUGGUGAAGUUGUUGAACAUGGGCCAUUCACAGACAGCAAAAUAGUAAAAAGAUACCCAAUUGGAUCUCACGUUGUUGGAGCUUUCAUCAUGCCCUGCGGUAAUUGUUUCUUCUGUUCCAAGGGUGAAGAUGAAUUAUGCGAGGAUUUCUCUGCUUAUAACCGGGCAAAAGGAACUCUUUUUGAUGGUGAAACUAGGCUGUUCCUCCGCGGUAGUGGAAAACCAAUAUUCAUGUAUUGUAUGGGAGGCCUUGCUGAAUACUGUGUUGUGCCAGCACAUGCCUUGUCUAUUUUGCCCAACUCGUUGCCAUACACAGACUCUGCAAUUCUAGGAUGUGCAGUUUUUACUGCUUAUGGCGCUAUGGCCCACGCAGCUGAGGUGCGCCCUGGGGAUUCUGUUGCUGUGAUUGGAAUUGGAGGUGUUGGUUCAAGUUGUUUGCAGAUAGCAAGAGCUUUUGGUGCCUCUGAUAUUAUUGCUGUGGAUGUUCAGGAUGAGAAACUGCAGAAAGCCAAGCAAUUUGGAGCCACUCACACAAUAAAUGCAAUUCAAGAAGAUGCUAUUGAAAAGAUAAGAGAAAUAACAGGGGGAGUGGGUGUAGACAUUGCUGUGGAAGCCUUGGGAAAACCACAGACAUUUUUCCAGUGUACACAAAGUGUGAGAGAUGGGGGAAAAGCUGUAAUGGUUGGACUUACACAAACUGGUGCUAUGGGCGAGGUGGAUAUAAACCGUCUUGUUCGUAGAAAGAUCAAAGUCAUUGGCUCCUAUGGAGCAAAGCCAAGGCAAGAUCUACCCAAGCUGGUUAGACUGGCAGAAACUGGUAUCCUCAAUAUCUCUGAUGCAGUUUCUAGAAAAUACAAAUUUGAGGAGGCAGUCCAAGCAUUCCAUGAUCUUGACCAGGGAAGUAUUGUUGGUCGAGCUGUGAUUGAGAUAAGUUAGUUCAGUUGUUCCAAACAAUAGUUGAUUGUGGCGGCUACCUACAGGCUACAGGGUAAUAGAGUCAAACCUGUCUUGCAUAAAUGACAUUCACUGGGAAUGUAUUAAUAAUCAAGUAAUAACUGGCUCUGACUUUCAUUUGCUGUAUUUUUUUAUUUCCUAUUUUCUUUUUCAUUCUGUUUCCCCUCACCCUCCUUUUUUCUUAACCUUCAUUUUCCUCGUAAUAUGAGUUGGAAAACUUGGGGA